ACAAAUAGUUCACUAUUCCAUAAAAAUUAUUAUUUUAUGUCUACGAUUCGUGUACAUUGUACUACUUGUGGAGAUAGAGUAGGAAAAGCCCUACCCUGCUCACUGCUCACUGCUCAGCCUCUGCUCAUCUAAAGAGCCAAAGGGCAACCCCUCCCUUCCAAAUCUGAAAUCCAAACCCUUCCCAGCAAAAAAGCUGCAGAAAUCAAAGAAUCAAACGCAACCCAUUGAUGAGAUGAGAGAUCCUUCCCUCAGUUUCACCAAAACCCACUUCUCAUAACCCCCCCAAAAAAAAACCUGCCAUGAUUUGAUUUAUCAACACCGGCCGCCCCAAAUGGGUUUUGCCUCAAAACCCUUUUCCUUUCUCCUUCUUCUCUCUCUGAUUUUCUGUACCAAUCUUGAGCUCAUCCCAGUUGCUGAAUCUGCCAAUGACUACACAGCGUUGGUCUACAAGGGGUGUGCGAAGCAGUCCUUUUCAGAUCCAACUGGGGUUUACGCCCAGGCCCUCUCAGCCCUCUAUGGUUCCCUGGUUUCACAGGCCACAAAGGCCAGGUUCUCCAAGACCACCUCCGGCAGCGGCCAAACCACCAUAUCCGGUCUCUUCCAAUGCAGAGGGGACCUUAGCAAUUCUGAAUGCUACACCUGUGUCAGCAAACUGCCCCAGAUGACCGAAAGUCUGUGUGGCAAAACCAUAGCCGCGAGAGUCCAGCUCUUUGGCUGCUACAUUCUCUAUGAGGUUUCUGGGUUUACUCAGAUUUCAGGCAUGGAGUUGCUGUUCAAGACGUGCGGGGCAACAACCGUGGCCGGAAGUGGGUUUGAGGAGAGGAGGGACACUGCGCUUUCGGUGCUGGAAAACGGCGUCGUUAGCGGCCACGGGUUCUACACCACGAGCUAUGAAGCCAUGUAUGUUUUGGGCCAGUGUGAGGGGGAUUUGGGUGACUCCGAUUGUGGAGAGUGCGCGAAGACCGCCGUGGAAAAGGCUCAGGUUGAAUGUGGGAACGCUAUUUCCGGCCAAAUCUAUCUUCAUAAGUGCUUCAUUAGCUAUAGUUACUAUCCCAAUGGGGUUCCCACAAGAUCAACUUCAUCCUCCUCCUCCUCCUCCUCCUCCUCAUCAUCAUCUUCAUCAGGGGGUAAUACAGGAAAGACAGUGGCUAUAAUAUUAGGAGGGGCAGCUGGAGUGGGGUUUGUAGUAAUUUGCCUACUGUUUGCUAGAAGUUUACUGAGGAAACAUGAUGAUUUUUGAUAGGAGAUGGGUUCUAGAAAGAAGCAAAAAGUUGUUCUGAGGUAGAAUUUUUUCUACAAUAUUAUUUUUUGUUUUUAGGUAAAAGGAGAUGGGUUUUUGUGGUGAAUAUAAGUGGCACACAGAGAGAGAGAGAGAGAGAGGUGUUUAUUCUUACUUGUUACAGUUGGUUAAGAAUUUUAUAAGAAGGGGAUUAAGCAAUUAGGGCAUGAAAAGUAAGAAGGUUUUUUUCACAAAAAGUGAAAGGGGGGGGGGGGGGGUAGGAAUGAAUGUUUUGUCAUUUUGGGUGGAAGAACAAGAAAUUCAGUGGGCUCAUGGGAUUUGGCCUUUUUUUUUUUUUUUUUUUUUUUUUUUCUUUUUUAUAAGAUCCCGCCAUACCCAUGUGAUGUGGGCGUUUCUUUGUUUUUCCCCUCCUCUCUAGAUUAAUGCACCUCUCUAUUUUCUUCUUA
This is a messenger RNA of Alnus glutinosa, 1686 nucleotides long. Its product is annotated as plasmodesmata-located protein 2-like. The transcript has 3 exons. Gene Ontology annotation, biological process: plasmodesmata-mediated intercellular transport; transport of virus in multicellular host. Gene Ontology annotation, cellular component: plasmodesma. NCBI's taxonomy places the organism in Eukaryota, Viridiplantae, Streptophyta, Magnoliopsida, Fagales, Betulaceae. The record is from RefSeq and is a predicted model, not a curated record. Bases 332 to 1240 code for a protein of 302 amino acids.